Messenger RNA from Gracilinanus agilis (Agile Gracile Mouse Opossum), 362 nucleotides. Its product is annotated as VWFA and cache domain-containing protein 1-like. Gene Ontology annotation, molecular function: voltage-gated calcium channel activity. Lineage: Eukaryota; Metazoa; Chordata; Mammalia; Didelphimorphia; Didelphidae. Gene Ontology annotation, cellular component: voltage-gated calcium channel complex. The transcript has 2 exons. The record is from RefSeq and is a predicted model, not a curated record. The annotation marks the transcript as partial.
GCCUAUCUACGUCUCUACAGUCCGGCCCCAAUCAAAACACAUCGUUGUCAUCAUGGAUCAUGGUGCUUCGGUGACGGAAACCCAGCUUCAGAUCGCCAAGGAUGCAGCCCAGGUCAUCCUGAGCUCCAUCGACGAGCACGAUAAGAUCUCUGUGCUAACCGUGGCGGAUACUGUGAGGACCUGCUCCCUCGAUCAGUGCUACAAGACGUUCCUGUCUCCAGCCACCAGCGAGACGAAAAGAAAAAUGUCUACCUUCGUCAGCAGCAUCAAAUCGUCCGACAGCCCUACCCAGCAUGCCAUGGGCUUCCAGAAGGCCUUCCAGUUGAUCCGGAGCACCAACAAUAGCACUCGACUCCAUGCCA